AAUCUAAGGUUUCUGUCACCAAUGCUCUCCCUCGGAUUCGCUGGCUCCUCCGCGCUUGUUGUCGGCUCGCGUGCCGGCCACGGCUCGCGGAUGUCUGCACCCAUGAUGGCCAACGUCGCCGACACGCUGGCCACGAUGCAGGGGCCGGACUUGUAUUGGGAGGAGAAGGGGCCGCUGCAGGACCCGCCCAAGGAGGAGUCCGACUUCAAGGAGUACGACACCUUCUCCACCUUCCUGGCGGCGUGCCAGCAGCACGGCGUCGACCUGACCCAGCCCGACAUCACCUACCGGCGCAUGUUCCGCAAGGACUUCCUGGACAACGCCUUCUGCGGCCAGCCGUCCUCGCCGCCCCGCACCAGCUACUGCGCCAACGUCAAGGCCGACAACGGCCUCAUCCACGGCCUCAACGAGGUCAUCUACCCGGGCUGGUCCGAGUCGUCGGGCGGGUACGGCUCGGAGGGCGACGCCGCCACCCGCGCGUAAGCCGGCCGGGCGCGAUGCCGGCCGUGACGCUCCGGGCUGGCGGAUGCGCGGCGGCGGGCCGUCGGCCGUGCCACACAUGUCUCAUUGUCUGGACGCUUGUGCGGCGUGUACCACCGUGUAGGAGCUUUAGAGGAUGUGAGCUGUCGCGAGUUGGCGUGUCAUCGUCUUGGUUGCAUGAUAUCUGCAGGGCUGAAAGAUUUUUGGAAUUUGCCGC
Messenger RNA from Emiliania huxleyi CCMP1516, 697 nucleotides. RefSeq lists its product as hypothetical. The transcript has 3 exons. The record is from RefSeq and is a predicted model, not a curated record. The coding region runs from base 22 to 483 and encodes 153 amino acids. NCBI's taxonomy places the organism in Eukaryota, Haptophyta, Isochrysidales, Noelaerhabdaceae.